AUGUCAUUGAGAUGCACUUGGCUAUACCUCACUGCUAUGUUGUCUAUGACUGACUGGCACGAGAAGCACGAGAAGGGGAGCCUGGAUACCGAGAAAUCAGGGAAGGAGCCAGAGAGCACUAAGGGUGUGUUGAUCCUCACAAGCCCACAACAACUGAAUAAACCCCGCCAACGGUGGGCUGUCAGGCCCACCCCUUGGCAACCGUUGCAUGCCAGGGCGGGUAUGCAGGUCCCAGGGAGGUGGUUGGGGAGCGGGAAUCACUUCCUAGAUGUACCCCUUGUUUCACCGAUAGCCACAGAUGGAGUUCCGAGAUUACAAAAAGAUCCUGAAGUGUACAUGCCAGUCAAGGGAUGA
Messenger RNA from Aspergillus niger, 354 nucleotides. RefSeq lists its product as hypothetical. The transcript is spliced from 2 exons. NCBI's taxonomy places the organism in Eukaryota, Fungi, Ascomycota, Eurotiomycetes, Eurotiales, Aspergillaceae. Bases 1 to 354 code for a protein of 117 amino acids. The record is from RefSeq and is a predicted model, not a curated record.